GAGUGAAUGCGCAAAUAAGGGUUUUCAAGGCGUCAGUGGAAAAGAGGGAGGGGAAGGCAACGCCGAGGAUGUGAGGACAGGGCGGUGGCAUCCCUCUAACGAGAGAGAGCCAGAGCCCUCGGCGGCGAGCAGAGCUAAAACCCGACAGUCCCGGGCCAGAGGAGGCCAAGGCAAGAUGCUGGACGGGCGGGGACCGAUGGGGGGCAGCAGACCAUGGCCGCGCACCCACUCCGCCCUCGGGGCCUCCUCUUGUCCCGAGGAGCACCCCCGCUCCCCGUGUCUUUUGGUUUCGACCGGCCUACUGGGAGGGGCCGUGGGACGCCAUUCCCAUAAUGCUCUGGGGCGUGCCGCCGCCGUCGCUGCCACCUCCCCUACCGCUAGUGGAAGAAGAUGGCGGAAGGCGGAGCGGCGGAUCUGGACACCCAGCGGUCUGACAUCGCGACGCUGCUCAAAACCUCGCUCCGGAAAGGGGACACCUGGUACCUAGUCGAUAGUCGCUGGUUCAAACAGUGGAAAAAAUAUGUUGGCUUUGACAGUUGGGACAAAUACCAGAUGGGAGAUCAAAAUGUGUAUCCUGGACCCAUUGAUAACUCUGGACUUCUCAAAGAUGGUGAUGCCCAGUCACUUAAGGAACAUCUUAUUGAUGAAUUGGAUUACAUACUGUUGCCAACUGAAGGUUGGAAUAAACUUGUCAGCUGGUACACAUUGAUGGAAGGUCAAGAGCCAAUAGCACGAAAGGUGGUUGAACAGGGUAUGUUUGUAAAGCACUGCAAAGUAGAAGUAUAUCUCACAGAAUUGAAGCUUUGUGAAAAUGGAAACAUGAACAAUGUUGUAACUCGAAGAUUUAGCAAAGCUGACACAAUAGAUACAAUUGAAAAGGAAAUAAGAAAAAUCUUCAAUAUUCCAGAUGAAAAGGAGACCAGAUUGUGGAACAAAUACAUGAGUAAUACAUUUGAACCACUGAAUAAACCAGACAGCACCAUUCAGGAUGCUGGUUUAUACCAAGGACAGGUUUUAGUGAUAGAACAGAAAAAUGAAGAUGGAACAUGGCCAAGGGGUCCUUCUACUCCUAAGUCCCCAGGUGCAUCCAAUUUUUCAACUUUACCAAAGAUCUCUCCUUCAUCUCUAUCAAAUAAUUAUAACAACAUGAACAACAGAAAUGUGAAAAACUCAAAUUACUGUCUCCCAUCAUAUACUGCUUAUAAGAACUAUGAUUAUUCAGAACCUGGAAGAAACAAUGAACAGCCAGGCCUCUGUGGCCUAAGUAACUUGGGAAAUACGUGUUUCAUGAACUCAGCUAUUCAGUGUUUGAGCAACACACCUCCACUUACUGAGUAUUUCCUCAAUGAUAAGUAUCAAGAAGAACUGAAUUUUGACAAUCCCUUAGGAAUGAGAGGUGAAAUAGCUAAAUCUUAUGCCGAACUGAUCAAGCAAAUGUGGUCUGGAAAGUUUAGCUACGUUACCCCAAGAGCCUUUAAGACACAGGUAGGACGUUUUGCACCUCAGUUCUCUGGAUAUCAGCAGCAAGACUGUCAAGAACUGUUAGCUUUCCUAUUAGAUGGAUUACAUGAGGAUUUGAAUAGAAUUAGGAAAAAACCAUAUAUACAAUUAAAAGAUGCAGAUGGAAGGCCAGAUAAGGUGGUUGCCGAAGAAGCCUGGGAAAACCAUUUAAAACGAAAUGAUUCUAUCAUAGUAGAUAUAUUUCAUGGCCUUUUCAAAUCAACUUUAGUUUGUCCUGAGUGUGCUAAGAUUUCAGUAACAUUUGAUCCUUUUUGUUACUUGACACUUCCAUUGCCCAUGAAAAAAGAACGCACCUUGGAAGUUUACUUAGUUAGAAUGGAUCCGCUUACCAAACCUAUGCAGUACAAAGUGGUUGUCCCCAAAAUUGGAAACAUAUUAGAUCUUUGUACAGCAUUGUCUGCUUUGUCAGGAAUACCUGCAGAUAAGAUGAUAGUUACUGAUAUAUACAAUCAUAGAUUUCACAGAAUAUUCGCUAUGGAUGAAAACCUUAGUAGUAUUAUGGAACGGGAUGAUAUUUAUGUGUUUGAAAUUAACAUCAAUAGGACAGAAGAUACAGAGCACGUGAUUAUUCCUGUUUGCCUAAGAGAAAAAUUCAGACACUCGAGUUAUACCCACCAUACUGGUUCUUCACUUUUUGGUCAGCCUUUUCUUAUGGCUGUACCACGAAACAAUACUGAAGACAAACUUUAUAAUCUCCUGCUCUUGAGAAUGUGCCGAUAUGUCAAAAUAUCUACUGAAACUGAAGAAACUGAAGGAUCCCUACACUGCUGUAAGGACCAAAAUAUUAAUGGGAAUGGCCCAAAUGGCAUACAUGAAGAAGGCUCACCAAGUGAAAUGGAAACAGAUGAGCCAGAUGAUGAAUCCAGCCAGGAUCAAGAACUUCCCUCAGAGAAUGAAAACAGUCAGUCUGAAGAUUCAGUUGGAGGAGAUAAUGAUUCUGAAAAUGGAUUAUGUACUGAGGACACUUGCAAAGGUCAACUCACGGGACACAAAAAACGAUUGUUUACAUUCCAGUUCAACAACUUAGGCAAUACUGAUAUCAACUACAUCAAAGAUGAUACCAGGCAUAUAAGAUUUGAUGAUAGGCAGCUUAGGCUAGAUGAAAGAUCUUUUCUUGCUUUGGAUUGGGAUCCUGAUUUGAAAAAAAGAUAUUUUGAUGAAAAUGCUGCUGAGGACUUUGAAAAACAUGAAAGUGUGGAGUAUAAACCUCCUAAAAAACCCUUUGUGAAAUUAAAAGAUUGCAUUGAACUUUUUACAACAAAAGAAAAGCUAGGUGCUGAAGAUCCCUGGUAUUGUCCGAAUUGUAAAGAACAUCAGCAAGCCACAAAGAAAUUGGAUUUAUGGUCCCUGCCUCCAGUACUUGUAGUACAUCUCAAGCGAUUUUCUUACAGUCGAUACAUGAGAGACAAGUUGGAUACCUUAGUUGAUUUUCCUAUCAAUGACUUGGAUAUGUCGGAAUUCUUAAUUAAUCCAAAUGCAGGUCCUUGCCGCUAUAAUCUGAUUGCUGUUUCCAACCACUAUGGAGGGAUGGGAGGAGGACACUAUACUGCUUUUGCAAAAAAUAAAGAUGAUGGAAAAUGGUACUAUUUUGAUGACAGUAGUGUCUCCACUGCAUCUGAAGACCAAAUUGUGUCCAAAGCAGCAUAUGUACUCUUCUACCAGAGACAAGACACUUUCAGUGGAACUGGCUUUUUUCCUCUUGACCGAGAAACUAAAGGUGCUUCAGCUGCCACUGGCAUCCCAUUAGAAAGUGAUGAAGAUAGCAAUGAUAAUGACAAUGAUAUAGAAAAUGAAAACUGUAUGCACACUAACUAAUGAAAGUCCUAGAAGCCAUAAAAGAGACACUUUCCUGCUGGUGGUAUCUAUGGAAAUGAUGAAGUUACCCACCACAUUAAAACAAAAGUCUGAGAUGGGGAGUUUCAGAUAACCGAAUGUAAAUCCUUUAUCAGAUUUUAACUUGUGCAGUACUUGAAGUGAAACACAAUGAAAUCUUUAACAGAAAUUGUCUCUUAAUACAUUUACAGUCUUGUAUUUACAAGCUAAAUAUAUAUAGGAAAUCACAAAUAAAUCCCUUUUAAGUUU
Molecule: messenger RNA, 3603 nt
Organism: Pongo pygmaeus (Bornean orangutan)
Lineage: Eukaryota; Metazoa; Chordata; Mammalia; Primates; Hominidae
Gene: USP15
Product: ubiquitin specific peptidase 15
Exons: 22
Coding region: 391-3336 (981 amino acids)
Biological process (GO): protein deubiquitination
Cellular component (GO): nucleus
Molecular function (GO): cysteine-type deubiquitinase activity
Source: RefSeq, a predicted model, not a curated record